UCCAAAUGUCACUCAGUGCUAAUGGCCCCAAGUUGUCAGGAUUGUUGUUGCAUUGAAUUAUGGUUUAACAAUGUCCUGUAGUGAAUUAUGUGCAAUAGAAAGUGACGAUGAGUGUAUUUGGUGAUUUUCAGCAAGUGUGGCUGCAGCGGUUCCCGGACAGCCCCCUGCCAGGGGCCUGGGAGGAGGACGUGCGCGCAAACCUAUCAAAACACAAGCAAAAGGUGGCUCUACUGAAGGAGGAACUGGAAAAGGAGCAGUUCUAUGUGGAGUACUUGGAGCGGCUGUUGUGCGAUGUGGAACAGCACAAGAAAAAAUUGGCCAAAGAAAGGGCUGUGAGCGAGGAAAGCCAGUUGGAAAUCUUGGGUGUUGACUCGGGAAUAGGUGGGGAUGAUGCCCUAUCAAAGGAUUCCGCCGAUGUAUCAAUUCUAUCACAGGACGGGCACACCAACAAUGAGUCCUUCUCAGCUCACAUGUGCAUUAAUGAAAUAUCCAGACAGUUGAGAAAAUCCUCCUCGGACUGUUCCUUGGAUAAUGAGACCAAACAGUCCGAUCAGGAGGCCUCCUUUGUGACCGUCAUCGAAGUGAACGGCCUCAAUAAAAAAGAGAAUGAGUCGCCCCCAGUGGUAGUGAAAAGACCCCCCAAAGUGCCAGCCAGGCCAGAGUCGCUGAAGAACCCGAGCUUUGACACCCAGCGCAGCAACAGCGGCUCGGUGUCGUCCAGCUCAGAGAUUCUGAACAACAUCGAUGAGCCCUACUAUGACAUUGUGGCCGCUGAGGAAGAGUUUUUGCCAAAAAGUGAUCACUCCAGUACGGAGAACGUGUUUGGGUCCUCUAGUACCCUGCCCUUGGAGUUAAAAACCCAACAUUCCAUCGAACCGCAAAGCCCUGGCACUUCCAACUAUGUGAACAUUGAAUAUUUUAUACAAUCGAAGAAGCUUGGCAAUGAGCACAGCAGUAGUGAGGACGAGCAUGAAGAACUACCAGACCUCAACAGGCAGCAGAACGACAACAGUUCAUAUGCCAGUUCCAGCUCCUUGGAGUCCACCACGCCCAGCACAAAGAGGAAGUUUAGCAACGAAGGAAAAAUUGGGCCAGAGCGGAUGUACCGGUCGAUUAUCUGCAACAUCAUCGAUAGCGAAACCAAUUACGUGGAAUGGCUCAAUGUCCUCAUUCAGUACAUGAAGGCGAUCCAAGCGACCAUCGGCACCUCGCAACCCAUAGUGAGCGAAGUGGAAUUCAACACAAUCUUCCAUCUAAUUCCGGAACUGCAUCGCCUACACACCGAGUUCUUGGAUCAGCUCAAAAAACACUCGCAAAAGUGGGACAACAAGAUCGGCGACAGUUUCAAAAUUAUGGCGGCCAAUCUGCCGCUCUACGGCGCCUUUCUGGGCAACUACGGCAGAGCGCUGGACACAGUGCGGCUCUGCAGCGCCAACAACUUCCAGUUUGCCCACAUAACCAAGAGCAUAACAUGCAAGAACUUGUCCGAUCAGGCCAUCAGCCUGGAAGACUUGCUGCACAAGCCGGUUGCCAGGGUGCAGAAGCACGCGCUGGUGUUGCACGAUUUGGUGCGCUACGCCAAUCCGAACAACGCCGACUAUCACAGCAUAUCUGAGGCGCUUACAGUCACCCAGAAUUUUCUGGAUGAGUUCAAUAUCAUCCAGACUAAGUCUAUGUUUCCGGAUAGGGACAGGGCGCAACGUCGACUAGUCAAGAACUCGUUUAUCGUCGAGUAUGUGGAUGGACAUCGCAAGCUGCGCCACUUGUUCCUCUUUAACGAUGUCAUCGCCUGUGCCAAAUACAAAUCUUCAGGCCGAAAUGAGAAGUACACGUUCGAGCUGAAGUGGUUUAUUCCAGUGGAAGAUGUGGUGAUUUUGCGUGAAACCACCGCCAACCUGCACGAAACGUCGCAGUCGAACAUUGUUUCCCUCAAGUCGCAAGCGAGCAACAUCAGGGACCAAUUGCGGCAGGAGGAGAAGUUGAAUGAGGAAAAGCAUCUGAAGUCCAGUCGAGGGUCGGAGAAGUUCCGUAAAAGACUGAUCGAGCUGGAAAGUCAGCUAGUGCUGGCUUCGCCCAACUUGGUGUAUCGCAUCAAGCACAAAGGCUCCGGCCGAACCUACAUAUUCUUCCUGUCCAGCGAUUUCGAGCGGACGCAGUGGAUUGAGGCCAUUCAAACCUUGCAGAAGACUGAGCGCACUGGUAAGCAGCCGAACAACGCCACUAACUUCAGCAUGUUCGAGCUGCAAACCUGGAUAACCGCCUGCCGACAGUUCCUCAAAACCAACAUGGGAUCCUACCUGCUGAGAAGCGGCAAAGACGAAAGCCUGCUGGUGGGCGACUUGCAUUUGCACAUCUACGACAUGACUGGCCUUACCUCUCCCUGUGAUCUAUACGUCUGCAUCGAGGUGGAUUUCUACGGGCACUUUUUCCAAAAAGUCAAAACCAAGCCGGCCAAGCACACGCAAACCCCGCUCUGGAACGAGAGCUACGUGAUCGAUCUGGAAGGCUGCGAGAAUUUGCGGAUUCUGGUCUACCGGGAGGGACAGCCAGAGGACACACUGUUUGGCAAGCACACUAUGAAGCUGAGUAGGAACCUAAUGAGUGAGCGGCAAGUGGUGGACAGCCAAUUCAAAAUCAAUGGCUGUACGCUGCGGAUGGGAAUGCGCUAUUUCCCCUGCGAGGUCAGUCUGAGGCGAGUACCAGCGGGCAAAGUUGGCUCGUUGUUUGGAGAGAAAAUCCAAGUUGUUUGCAAAAGACAAAAACGAAACAUUCCAUUCAUCAUAACGGCGUGUGUAUGGGAGGUGGAGCGUCGGGGCAUGUCCGAAGUGGGAGUUUAUCGAGUGUCCGGCUCGCAGAGCGACAUCGCCAAGCUGAAAAAAUCAUUUGAAACUAACUCCUACGAAGCGGAGCAGCUGCUAAAGGACGUGGACAUUCACUCAGUUACGGGGAUAUUGCGGCUGUACUUGCGCGAGCUGCCCGAAGCUCUUUUCACCGACCAGCUCUAUCCGCAACUGCUGGAGGCCUUCAACCGCACCCCCAACAACCUGAUCAAGCGCACCGAGCUGCUGAAGGAGUGUUUCGAGAAGCUGCCGACCCCCAACAAGGAGAGCAUCAAGUACAUUCUCGACCAUCUGAUGAGAGUGCAUGCUUACGAGGACGACAAUAAAAUGUCGCUUCACAACUUAGCCACGGUUUUCGGACCGACGCUUUUACGUCCGGCGGCCACUAAGCCGGACAAUGCCAAAAAGGACAGUCAAAAGCAUGGGGAAAGUUUGGCUACCGGAACAGUGGACGUGAUGGCUCAGGCGGGCAUUUUAUACUGCUACUUGCAGGACUUGAAUGGUUCUCAGAAAAACAUUCGCAGGUAGUUGGGUCAUUGCACUCUGAUGUCCCAAGGGGCUCGUUAGGUUUCGAACUCAUUCCGCUUCGGCUCCCAGCCAAUGUCUCAUCCAGGCUUCCUUUAAUGUCGUCAAUUCUCCCAUCUAGUAGUAGUUAGUAGCAAAUUGGCAUUGUUUCUAGUCGACCACAACUUUAAAUUAUAUCCAACAUUAUGGUUUAGUUAAUACAUACAUAUAAAUAUAUACAUAAGUAGCGUUAAA
This is a messenger RNA of Dendroctonus ponderosae (mountain pine beetle), 3599 nucleotides long. RefSeq names its product active breakpoint cluster region-related protein (gene RhoGAP1A). Bases 108 to 3368 code for a protein of 1086 amino acids. The record is from RefSeq and is a predicted model, not a curated record. Gene Ontology annotation, biological process: positive regulation of GTPase activity; signal transduction. The transcript is spliced from 17 exons. Gene Ontology annotation, cellular component: membrane. Lineage: Eukaryota; Metazoa; Arthropoda; Insecta; Coleoptera; Curculionidae. Gene Ontology annotation, molecular function: GTPase activator activity; guanyl-nucleotide exchange factor activity.